This is a messenger RNA of Nannospalax galili (Upper Galilee mountains blind mole rat), 3754 nucleotides long. It is a transcript of the gene Marchf4, whose product is annotated as membrane associated ring-CH-type finger 4. The coding region runs from base 1115 to 2341 and encodes 408 amino acids. Lineage: Eukaryota; Metazoa; Chordata; Mammalia; Rodentia; Spalacidae. The record is from RefSeq and is a predicted model, not a curated record. The transcript has 4 exons. Gene Ontology annotation, biological process: protein ubiquitination. Gene Ontology annotation, molecular function: zinc ion binding; ubiquitin-protein transferase activity.
GGGGAGGAGGAGGAGGAGGAGAAGGCGAGGCCACCCUCCAGCCAGGACCUGCCCGUCUUCCAGCUCUUGCACCUCGCCCGAAGGGACCUUUGAUGGAACCAAGGGGAGGGACCUCGGAUUUACAGCCUGCAGCUGGAGUGGGCUGGGGGCUGAGAUCAUGUAACUACUCCUUUCUCCUGUUCCCUCCCACACGCCCUUCUUCUCUACCCACUUUCUCUGCUCCGACACCUUCCCACCCCCAUACACAUACCCUUUCUCUAGCCAGGACUUUAUGCUUUGGAAGGAAGCGACUCUGCGAGGGUUAAGGAUCUCUUUUUGACCCAUCCUUUCCCAGUCCGACGCCCUAUAUCCCACUUCUUCUGUGUAGCCUUUGGGCUGCAUAGGUAAGCACAAGCCCUUUGCCCAAUUUCACCUGCAACCUCUUCCCCAUCCACUCAAUUGCUCUCUUAAAAGCCACGCUGGUGCUUCUGGGGGUUAAAUGCCCCAGUUUUCUGCCUAAAGGAAUUAGAACUUCUCCCAACCUUCCCUCCUCCCCCACCUUGCCUUCCUCCAACCAGUCUCCUACUACCUGAGGAAGCCUAUCUUUUCUCUCUCACCUACAAUCCUCAAUUCUUUACCGUACUGCUUUUCCCUGAGCCCAGCUCGAGCAGCUCCAAAAUUGAUUUAUAAUCUUUUCCACCCUUUUUUAUGAAAGAGAUUUACCACAGCCUAGGGCUUUGAGAAAGAGCCUUUCCUGGGGAACUUUUAACACUUAGACAUUGAUCAUAAGGCUCUACCAGCCCAGCCUUGGUAAUGCUCCUGCUAUUGCCCUGCUCCUACAAGUGGCCUGAGGUCAAAUACAGAAAGGAGACACCUUGAGCUAAGUCUGAGUUGGGGUGGGGCUGUCAGGGCAAGACAAACUUUUUUACUUUGCAUUUUCUAGGUAGCAUUCAGAAUCAUUGACUCACAGUUGUCAGUCCUGGGAGCAAUUUAUUUGCUGCGAGGGGCUGCAAGAAGAGCCAGUGAGAAAGGAGAUUCUUCCCUAACACAGAAACACUGUGGACCCCUAGCCCCACCCUAUUUACUUCUUCAAAGACUCCAACUGGCCCUCCUUGGGUUCUCUGCUUCCCAUCACAUGCUGAUGCCCCUGGGUGGGCUGCUGUGGUGGUGGUGCUGCUGUUGUGGCUGGUACUGCUGUGAACUGUUCGCCCCAGUUCCCCAGAUGUUGCGCCACCAAGGUCUCCUCAAGUGCCGCUGCCGAAUGCUCUUCAAUGACCUGAAGGUUUUCCUACUGCGGCGCCCCCCUCCAGCGCCCCUGCCCAUGCACGGUGACCCUCAGCUCCCUGGUUUGGCAGCCAACAACAACACCCUUCCGGCUCUGGGUGCCGGGGGGUGGGCAGGUUGGCGGGGUCCCCGAGAAGUGGUAGGUAGGGAGACCCCUCCUCUGCCACCUCUACCACCUUUGCCACCUUCUUCUGUGGAAGAUGACUGGGGUGGCCCAGCCACUGAGCCACCUGCCUCGCUGCUCAGCAGUGCCUCCUCUGAUGACUUCUGUAAGAAGGCUGAAGACUGCUACUCCCUGGCCAGUAGCUUGGACAGUGGUAUGAGGACUCCGCUCUGCCGCAUCUGUUUCCAGGGACCAGAACAGGGAGAGUUGCUGAGUCCAUGCCGCUGUGAUGGCUCCGUUAAGUGCACACACCAGCCAUGUCUCAUCAAGUGGAUCAGUGAAAGGGGCUGCUGGAGCUGUGAGCUGUGCUACUACAAAUAUCACGUUAUCGCCAUAAGCACAAAGAAUCCUCUGCAGUGGCAGGCCAUCUCCCUGACCGUCAUCGAGAAGGUUCAGAUUGCAGCUGCCAUCUUGGGUUCCCUCUUCCUCAUUGCCAGUAUCUCUUGGCUCAUCUGGUCAACCUUCAGUCCCUCAGCAAAAUGGCAGCGCCAAGACCUCCUCUUCCAGAUCUGCUAUGGGAUGUAUGGCUUCAUGGACGUGGUGUGCAUAGGUCUCAUCAUCCACGAAGGACCCUCAGUAUACCGCAUCUUUAAACGCUGGCAGGCUGUCAACCAGCAGUGGAAAGUACUGAACUAUGACAAGACAAAAGACAUGGAGGACCAAAAGUCAGGAGGCAGGACAAACCUUCAGACUUCCUCAUCCACCCAGGCCAAUGCCCCCUCCUCAGAAGAGGAGGCAGCAGGCACCCCUGCUCUUGAGGAGGGUCCCACCCAGGCUACCAGCCACCCCUCAGGCCCUGUAUCCCAUCACCACUGUGCUUACACCAUCCUGCACAUCCUGAGUCACUUGAGACCUCAUGAACAGCGGAGCACCCAGGGUGGCAGAGAACUCGUCAUGAGAGUCACCACAGUGUGAAAAGAGGCCCCAGAGGAAGGCUGUGACCAGGUGCAUCUCAUGAAAGAGGUCCUGCGAGGAGGGGCCCAGGAAGCAGUGAUGGAAGGCUGGAGCUAACAGCCAGCAGAGAGUGGUGGGCCUGGGGGGAGCCUGGAGCAGAGGGGAGCAGUGGGGAGGUUGCACCCUGGAGUGCUCUUGUGAUUCUUAGUCAGUCCCAUCCUCCAACCACAACAGCAACAAAAACCAACACAAAUUCAACAAGGGCGAGCAGUACCAGCCAAACAACCCUGAGAAAAGGAACCCCCUCCCCCAGAUCUACCAGUAGUAAGACAUUGGAGAGGCAGGGCACAAAGCAGCACAAACGGAUGGGCAAACAGGCAGUGAAGAGAAAAAGCAAAGGCCACCCAUGGGAGAGCUUUGAUCAUCUGCAUCACUCAACUUCAGGUUUGUUUUGUUUUCUCUCUGGGGAGAGGAUGGAACCUUGUGGGCUAGUAAGGGACACUGGUUUGGGGAGGGGGUUUGCACUCUGCUACGUAGCAGAAUUCCAAUGACUCAACUGGACUUUAGGGUCCCUAGAGGGAUGAUUCAAGAAAAGUUGUUGAUGAGAGUGGUCAGCAAGAAGGGGCUUCUCUGAAAAGAACCUUCCCAGCUGCAAACUCAGAAAAGACAGAGAUUAGAAGAUGGUAUCUUUCUGCUCUGUGCCCCUUGUUACUUUAUUUUAUAGUGAUUUGGUCCAAAGAUGUUUACAGGACGGACAUGGACACGCAUGCGCACGCAUGCACACACGCACACACACACACACACACACACACACACACACACAAUUUCUUGUGGCUAUCUCAAGCACAGUUCUGUGUUGUGGCUUCAGCUUUCAAAGCUGUAAGUCCAGGAGGAACUCUCCCCACUAUUCAGCCCCCUACUCCAACCAGGAUAAUGCAGUGCCAUGCUCUUUAGGCCUUGACACAGGCACAGGACACAUGGACAUGCACACACACAUACACACACAGAGGACCCCUCCCACCUCAGUCUCCUAGGAGAGCUGCUAAAGUGUGGGGAGAAGCUGGCCUGUGUACCCCAAGGAAUUGAAUAGAGACCAGUCUAAGUAUUCCUUGCUGCUUGGGACCCUCCCUAAAGAGGCAGUUUGCCUCAUGUUCAGUGCUAUGUGCUCCCUGGUCCUUCUCUGUAGCCAGGCACACCAGGGAUCCAGGCAGGGAACACUGUUAUUGGAGCCCACCUGCAUGGAUCAGGACCCUGACAGGGAAGGCCACUGGGUGGUCACCUGCAGAGUUUAUUAUCAUUGCACAAUGGACAUGUCAUCCUUGGGUAUUAAAUGGACACUGUCAAGUACUUUUUUAAACUAGUUUUUAGGGUUUUUUAAAACUCUCUGUUGUUUGUAAUAUUCUCUUAAAAGCUUGGAAAUAAAAUUUCUUUCCC